Penicillium coprophilum is the source of this 516-nucleotide messenger RNA. RefSeq lists its product as uncharacterized. The record is from RefSeq and is a predicted model, not a curated record. Lineage: Eukaryota; Fungi; Ascomycota; Eurotiomycetes; Eurotiales; Aspergillaceae. The transcript has a single exon. The coding region runs from base 1 to 516 and encodes 171 amino acids.
AUGAAAAGCCUGCCAAAAUACUCAAAAUACGACCAACUUCAGUUGCUAGAAGAUGCUUCUGUGAAGAAUCAUCAGAUGGUCCUCGAAAAACUUCGUCAUGUCGUUCAAUCGACUCGAGGUAGCACCGCGUCGGGCUUUUCAGACGCUUGGAAAACCCAUCUCCCCGAAUUCAAGCGGGCUUUCGCAGGGAUCCAAGGAGCACGGCUAAGUGAGAUGUUCUCAGUCGGACUAAGGCCAUUGUUUGAGGACGAAUUUACGACUUUAAAAUCUUCAUCAUAUCCUGUACUGGACACAGACGUUUCAUACGUUUACCAGAACUGGGGUUUGACAGCGGCGUCUGAAGAUAAUCCAUUAGAUGCAAUGAAUAAAUACAUGGAGUGGCAUCGUGGUCUUGACCCGGACCUAUUUCAGCCAAAGAAAGCGAGAGCUGUGAAAGCUUACCUGUCCCAUCGAGAGAUUACCGCGUCGAUUGGUAAGAGCUUGAGUCAGUUGGACAGCCUGGACAGUUGUGAUUAG